AUGAUCAGCAAUCGCUCCCAAUCCAUUCCGAUUGACACAGUGCCAGUAGUAACCCAGUUGGCUAUAGAAUGUUUGACAGAGGACAGAGGAGAUGACCGUCGCCAGAGGAGGACCUGCUGCGGCUGUUUGGAGUCUAUAUUCAACUGGAUGCCGGUGAUCUUCAUAGUCUGCCUCAUAGUCUAUUCGUACUACGUAUAUGUGUGGCACUUGUGCCUGCAGAACAUGAGGAAUCACUCGGCUAUCGUCCUGGGUGUGGUCCUCUUCUGGUAUCACCUGCUGCUGCUGAUGUUCCUCUGGAGCUACUGGAGCAGCAUGUGGGCGAAGGUCAUGCCGAUUCCGGCUGAGUGGAGCAUACCCGACGCGGACUGGACGCGUCUGAUCAGAGCCAACGGCCUGGAGGAGAGGAGGCACAUUCUGAGCCACGUGGCUCGCAGAUUGCCCAUCACGAUGUGCGAUCAGAACGGCGUCGUGCGAUACUGUGGCCAGUGCCGGCUCAUCAAGCCGGAUCGGGCCCACCACUGCCGGAUCUGUCAGCGCUGCAUCCUCAAGAUGGACCACCACUGUCCCUGGGUGAACAACUGCGUGCACUUCCACAACUACAAGUUCUUCCUGCUGUUCCUCAUCUACGCCUCGGUCUACUGCCUGUACGUCCUAGUGACCCUGAUGCUCGAGCUCCACCAUGCCUGGGGUUUUGACUUUGACAACGUGGACCUGAACUCGGUGCAGACCAUGAUCCCAAUCGUCCUUGCCAUGAUUUUCACCGGCGCCACUGUGAUUAUGCUGGGCCUCCACAUCUACCUUUUGCUCUUGAACCGCACCACCAUGGAGUCGGCUCAUGCUCCUAUGUUCUGCGUUGGUGGCCGCACCAGGAAGGCCUUCAACCUGGGCUGCUGCACCAACCUGUGCGAGGUGUUCGGCGAUAGAUGGUACCUGUGGCCACUGCCCGUCUACAGCAGCCGCGGCGACGGCCUCACCUUUCCCCUACGGGAGGGCUCCAUUAGUUCUGCCAGUUCUGCUGAUUUCUAA
Messenger RNA from Drosophila pseudoobscura, 1026 nucleotides. RefSeq names its product palmitoyltransferase ZDHHC15B. Lineage: Eukaryota; Metazoa; Arthropoda; Insecta; Diptera; Drosophilidae. The transcript has a single exon. Gene Ontology annotation, molecular function: palmitoyltransferase activity. The record is from RefSeq and is a predicted model, not a curated record. The coding region runs from base 1 to 1026 and encodes 341 amino acids.